Molecule: messenger RNA, 8031 nt
Organism: Arvicola amphibius (Eurasian water vole)
Lineage: Eukaryota; Metazoa; Chordata; Mammalia; Rodentia; Cricetidae
Gene: Epb41l1
Product: erythrocyte membrane protein band 4.1 like 1
Exons: 24
Coding region: 128-4753 (1541 amino acids)
Biological process (GO): cortical actin cytoskeleton organization
Cellular component (GO): plasma membrane; cytoskeleton
Molecular function (GO): actin binding; structural molecule activity
Source: RefSeq, a predicted model, not a curated record
GGCUGCUCCGCAGAGCCCGCCCGUGCCGCCCCGCCCCGCGGCCUGCGGGCCCGGAGGAGCCGAGGGGAUCGGCCCUCGCCCAGCCUACCCGAGAUGGGGACCCCCAGGCCCAGGCGUGCUGGUCACCAUGACAACAGAGACAGGCCCCGAUUCUGAGGUGAAGAAGGCUCAGGAGGAGACUCCACAGCAGCCUGAGGCUGCUGCAGCUGUGACCACCCCGGUGACCCCCGCAGGCCACAGCCACCCAGAGGCCAACUCCAAUGAGAAGCAUCUGCCCCAGCAGGACACGAGGCCUGCUGAACAGAGCCUAGACAUGGAGGACAGGGACUACUCUGAGGCUGAUGGCCUGUCGGAGAGGACCACGCCCAGUAAGGCCCAGAAGUCGCCCCAGAAGAUUGCCAAGAAGUUCAAGAGUGCCAUCUGCCGAGUCACUCUGCUCGAUGCCUCUGAGUACGAGUGUGAGGUGGAGAAGCACGGCCGGGGCCAGGUGCUGUUUGACCUGGUCUGUGAGCACCUCAACCUCCUGGAAAAGGACUACUUCGGUCUGACCUUCUGUGAUGCUGACAGCCAGAAGAAUUGGCUGGACCCCUCCAAGGAAAUCAAGAAGCAGAUCCGGAGUAGCCCCUGGAAUUUUGCCUUCACAGUCAAGUUCUACCCUCCUGACCCGGCCCAGCUGACAGAAGACAUCACAAGGUAUUACCUGUGCCUGCAGCUGAGGGCAGACAUCAUCACAGGCCGGCUGCCCUGCUCCUUUGUCACGCAUGCCCUGCUGGGCUCCUAUGCCGUGCAGGCUGAGCUGGGUGACUACGAUGCAGAGGAGCACAUGGGCAACUAUGUCAGUGAGCUCCGCUUCGCCCCGAACCAGACCCGGGAGCUGGAGGAGCGGAUCAUGGAGCUGCACAAAACAUACAGGGGCAUGACCCCGGGAGAGGCAGAGAUCCACUUCCUGGAGAACGCCAAGAAGCUUUCCAUGUAUGGGGUUGAUUUGCAUCACGCCAAGGACUCUGAGGGCAUCGAUAUCAUGCUAGGUGUCUGUGCCAACGGUCUGCUCAUCUACCGGGACCGCCUGAGAAUCAACCGCUUUGCCUGGCCCAAAAUUCUCAAGAUCUCCUACAAGAGGAGUAACUUCUACAUCAAGAUCCGGCCUGGGGAGUAUGAGCAGUUUGAGAGCACCAUCGGCUUCAAGCUCCCCAACCACCGCUCAGCCAAGCGGCUCUGGAAGGUCUGCAUUGAGCACCACACAUUCUUCCGGCUGGUGUCCCCAGAGCCCCCACCCAAGGGCUUUCUGGUGAUGGGCUCCAAGUUCCGGUACAGUGGGAGGACCCAGGCACAGACCCGCCAAGCCAGUGCACUCAUCGACCGGCCUGCACCCUUCUUUGAACGUUCCUCCAGCAAGCGAUACACCAUGUCCCGCAGCCUUGAUGGAGCGGAGUUCUCCCGCCCCGCCUCAGUCAGUGAGAAUCAUGACGUGGGGCCCGACGGUGACAAGCGGGAAGAUGAUGCUGAGUCAGGGGGACGGCGGUCAGAGGCCGAAGAAGGAGAGGUCAGGACCCCCACCAAGAUCAAGGAGCUGAAGCCGGAGCAGGAAACCACGCCAAGACACAAGCAGGAGUUCUUGGACAAGCCAGAGGAUGUCCUGUUGAAGCACCAGGCCAGCAUCAAUGAGCUCAAGAGGACCCUGAAGGAGCCCAACAGCAAACUGAUCCACCGGGAUCGAGAUUGGGAGCGGGAGCGCAGGCUGCCCUCGUCGCCCGCCUCCCCCUCCCCGAAGGGCACCCCUGAGAAGGCCAGUGAGGGCUCAGAGCAUUGGGUAUUUAUAGAAAGAGUAUACACUAGGCCAGAAGAACUUGGCCUCCUAACCAUGGCCACCACACAACGGGAAGGAAGUGAGGCAGGCCUCGCUGAGAUCCUUGCUGAUGGCAGACUCUCCAAGGUAGACAUUCUGGUGGACAAGUUCAAAGUUGAAGUGGCCACAGAAGAAACAGUGGGAGCCGGAAGAGCAAGUACUCACCAGCAAGGGAGGAUGAUUGCAAGUCCAGGAGAGUUUGAGACAAUGAGAGAGGAAGGCCCAUGUGUCAAGGGAGGCACCCAAGAGACUGCUCAAGCUUCAGGCUACACAUCAACAGACAAGCUUCCUGAGGGCUCCAAGCCCAAGAUCAGGAGCCACCGCAUCUCAGAUGGUCAGCUAGAGAGCCCAGUAGAGCUGAGUAAAGGGCUGGAGGGGCUCCAGACUUGGGGAAGACCUACAGCUCCGGGGACUGGGCCAGUGCAGGGAGAAGUUCUUUCUCCUGCAUCAGACAAAGGAGGACUCCAGUCUUUCCUGUUGGAUCCAGCCCAGGCAGAAGCCAGAGCUGACUCUAGCGAUGAAACUGAUACCUCCUUCGCAGAGAGGAGCUUCUACCUAAACUAUGGAGAGAAAGACACUGAAGACGGAGUUUUCCCUCUACCCUCAGAGGACAGAGAAGAGCGCCUGGAUGCCCCUCCUGGAGAUGGGACCUGGCUGGAGCUGGCAGGGGAGCACACGGAGCGCUUGGAGCUGAAAUCCUCAGCCCCAACAGGUUCUGCCCCAGGUUCCAGCUGGAAUAAAGAUGAAGGCUGGUCCUCCAGGGACCAUGGGAGGCCUGGUGACCUACAAGGAGCUGCUGUGGGGCAGACUUUUGCAGAGGCCUGGGAAGGAGCACAGCAAAGGCUGGAAGGAGAACUGACCUACCCAAUGGCCAGGGCAGCUGAAGACGAGGAGGCUCUCAUGAGUAUAGACCAGAUGGGAGAGACUGAGAGAAGUCCCCCAGGGAGACGGAAGAAGCAACCCCCUGGUGGAGGAGGAGGGGUGCACCUAGAUGCCCAGGCCUGCGCUCUUCUGAGGACCAUUCCUCCUCAUGUUAGGAAACCAGUCAGGAGAGACCAAAGCAGCUUUCUGCCCAAUGAGAAGAGGCCAGUUUCCGCUCAGGCUGUAGAACCCAUGACAGAGGAGAGGGAGGCAAUCAUCCUGCUGCCAGCCUCCUCUGGUCACAUUGAUGUUCUGGCAGCUGUGAAGGACACUUCUCAAAGCCAAAUCUCUCCUGGGUCAGGGAAGCCUUCAGAGUUUGGGGAUCCUUUUGGAGAUCAGUUCCCCACAAUUUUCAAACAUAUCCAUCUUUCUGAAGAGAGCCCUGUGCCCAAGGACACACGAGGUGAACGCAAAGCACCUCCAGUUGCCAGCAAGAAGCCCAGAGUUGUCCCUGAAGGAACUGAGGGGCCUGCAGUCCUGGAGUUUGUGUUCCCUUCAGGAAAGCAAAAGACUUCCCUCCGGGCUGGGGACCAAAGGGGUUCCCAGGAAGAUAUUAGCAAGACCUCAGUGGCUAACAAGAUUCGGAUAUUUGAGACCCAUGGAGUUGAGUCGUGCCGAGCCAGUCAGGGUGAAAUAAGGGCCCUUCCACAUGAGCUGCCUUCGGAGGCUUCCCCAAGGCAGGUAGAACAUCAGCAAAAUAGGCUUCUAGACUCGGGUUUUGUUCAACUCCAGCCCCCUGGGGACUUGGCCAGCCCCAAACUCACGCCUUCUUCUGUUACACCUCUGGCUACCCAGCACUAUGGGGAGGGCACCUCUGCUACUCCCCACCAGGAAAGAUGCACAGAAGCAGAGCUCGUGUCCCCUGACUCAGGCUGUGAAACCACGCUGGAGGAAGCUACCGUGAACAAAUCCGGAGAUGCGGGCAGGGAAGAGAAGAGCUUCUUCAGCCGCUUAGCACCAAACACCCCUGGGAAAGGGGGGCGCCUGAGAUUCACCAGCCCUCCAGCCCCUCAGAGAGCAGGGCUGAGGGAGGGCUCGGAGGAGAAAGUCAAACCACCACGUCCUCGUGCCCCAGAGAGUGACACAGGAGAUGAGGACCAGGACCAGGAGAGGGAUGCGGUCUUCUUGAAGGACAACCACCUGGCCAUCGAACGCAAGUGCUCCAGCAUAACGGUCAGCUCCACCUCCAGCCUGGAGGCUGAGGUGGACUUCACAGUUAUUGGUGACUACCACGGCAGCGCUUUCGAAGACUUCUCCCGAAGCCUCCCCGAGCUCGACCGGGAUAAGAGCGACUCUGAGACAGAAGGCCUGGUGUUCUCCCGGGAUCUCAAGGGGCCCUCCAGCCAAGAGGACGAGUCUGGGGGCAUCGAGGACAGCCCGGAUCGAGGGGCCUGCUCCACCCCAGAAAUGCCCCAGUUUGAGUCCGUGAAAGCAGAAACUAUGACCGUCAGCAGUCUGGCAAUCAGAAAGAAGAUCGAGCCAGAAGCCAUGCUGCAGAGCCGAGUCUCCGCUGCAGACAGCACCCAGGUUGAUGGGGGUGCCCCCGUGGGGAAAGACUUCAUGGUGACCCCCCCUUGCAUCACCACAGAGACAGUCUCCACCACUAUGGAGAACAGUCUCAAGUCCGGGAAGGGGGCAGCUGCCAUGAUCCCCGGCCCACAGACGGUGGCCACGGAAAUCCGUUCUCUUUCACCGAUCAUCGGGAAAGAUGUCCUCACCAGCACCUACGGCGCCACUGCGGAAACCCUCUCAACCUCCACCACCACCCAUGUCACCAAAACUGUGAAAGGAGGGUUUUCUGAGACAAGGAUCGAGAAGCGAAUCAUCAUUACUGGGGACGAAGAUGUCGAUCAAGACCAGGCUCUGGCUUUGGCCAUCAAGGAAGCCAAACUACAGCAUCCAGACAUGCUGGUAACCAAAGCUGUUGUCUACAGAGAAACAGACCCAUCCCCGGAGGAGAGGGACAAGAAGCCACAGGAAUCCUGACCUCCGUGAAGAGAUGCUGGCAUGUCUGGUCCAACCCAAGCCAGAGAACCAUUAAGAAGGGGCCUUCAUUCUGGAUUCUCCGACAACACCAACAUCCCAGCUGCGACAUACUGUUACUGAUGAGAGACUGGGAAGGGAAAGCAUAUAUAUAUAGAUAUAUAUAGAUAUAGAUAUAUAUAUAGGAAACACCGCGUCCUUGCACUGCUCUGGGGCUGGCGGAGCUGUCAGCUGAUGGCAACAACCGACAUCUGCAGCAACCUUCAUUUCCUUUGCAGACAAAUUGAAUUGGUGGGAAUUUUUUUUUCCAGGAAAAUAUGUAACAAUCAUAAUCUCUUGUUCCCUGGCCCCUUUCUCCUGCCAAACUACAAAAGCAGACCAUGAUGAUUGUAGAUGUUCCCUUGAACCUCGGCUGCACACACUCCAGGAUGGGCGAGCACCCGUUUGUUCUCCCCAGCCUCUGUUGCUCCCUCUAAAGCAAAGGAAGAGAAAAAUAAGAUCACGUAGCCAAGCAAGAGAAGUCACAGCCGCAAGACACGCACAGUCCACUGUUUUCCAAGAAGAAAAGAAUGGAAGUCUCCCACUUGGAGGAGGAGGGGGAGGAACACUCGAUUGUUACUUUCCGGGUCUUGACACUGGGCUGUGACAUCCACUCUUUGUCCUUCUGCCCUCCCCACUUCACCCCUGACUUCUGCUCAUCUUGUCUUCAUUUUCUGUCUCAGCUCCAUCCUGCCUUCCCCCCCCCCCCGACCCUCCUCUUCUGUGUCCUGGUCCGCCUGAGGGCCACUGCGGAUGACUCUCAUUGGAAGAAAAAGAGACUACGAGAGCAAAAGGAAGCCAUGGGAAGGGAAGUAGACAUUGUAUGUUUCCGGUUUCUCAUGAUGGAGGUGCAGCUCAUAGGAGAUUGUAUGACUGUGAUUUUAAGUUAUGUAUAUUACAUGUAACAGGAAACAAAUAUUAAAAUAAACUGUGCUGGUAAGUAUGCAGCUGACAUUUUCAAGUUAUAAUUACCUUACUGUGAUGUAUCCCAAGGUUCCUAGAUCUUGCCAAACUGGCCCAGCCGAGGACACUGGACUCUGGGUGUGGCCAGCUCCCAGUAGGGCUGACAGAUUCAGUGUAGUGAAACUGUGUGGUGUUUGUAACUGGGUGAUUGGUGGGGAGACUGGGGGGCCCUCCAUGAGAGGUGAAGGUUCGGCCAGAAGGAAACAACACAGAUGUAGUCCCGAACAUGCCAGGCCAAGAUGCCUUCUCCCCCAGCAGUAGCUGUCUGGGCCUGGGCUGUGCUCAGGCCUCUGCUGCUGAGGUCAUAGGUUAGUCCUCCUAGCUCCAGGGGGCUUGCCGCGGCUUUCAGUCCUCUUUCUGUUUUACUGUGACCAGGAUCUUUGUUUUGGUUUGUAUUCUGCCAUGUCUUGCCCUGCUCUUCACCUCCUCAUCAUCGUCAGUUCCUUCUUUUAAGGGAGGUGGUGCCCUGGCUGAGGUAGAAAGCAGUCCCUCUAACCUGGUUUUCUGAAAUGCCCAGCCAGUCUUCCCCCUCUGCCUCUUCCAUCUUGUGAAUUGUGCUUUUUCCUGAGCUAAGGUAGCCGUGAUAAAGAGGUCAUGAACACAGGAAAGGCCAUGAUAGGCCUUCUGCAUGAUAGGCCGUACUGCGUUGCCAAAGGCCUCACCUAUCCCAGAACGAUAGCAGGUAUGAGGAUUGUUGCCCACUGGCUCCAUCUGCCUUAGACUCUGGCUUGUAAGACCUCUGUCAGUCAGUAGCCAAGCUCAGAAAUGGCCUUGAGAUGACAGGAGCCUUUGGGGGAAAACCCGGCCACCAACUUGGCUUUGCACUCUGGCAUAUGCAGGCUCCUGGCUUGCUUGCCGUGAGCAGUGUCCCUUUCUGAAGGAAAUGUCCUACGGCAAUCCCAUUUCACUCCUAGUCCCGCUAAGGCAGUUCAUACAUUUAUUCAACAAAUGUUUAUGAGUUGCCUGAUUGUGCCAGGCUCUGUUUGUAAGGUGGAAGGAGAAGCAUGUAGGGGGUAGGGAACCUGGGAAGCCACCGGGCAAGCCUGUCCCUAACCGUAGCUGGCUUGUUUCAAAACACAUCUCUACUUCCUCCAUCUGAUCGGACUUUACCUGGAGUGUCUCUCAGGGGGCCAGGGCUAGAUGCGCCCUCUUUGCCUGCUUAUUAGUUACUCCUAGGAUGGACACCUUCCCUACUUACAGGUGCUGGCCUGACACAGGGCAUGCAGCUAGAACAGCUUUUCUCUGUGGCCGCUGAGAAGUAGAGCCAGGCUCUUAGCAGAGUCAGCCAUUUGCCCUGGUGCAGGCUGGUAGGCCCACUCCACUCCAGUGAGACAGAGCAUUCUCUCUGCUCCGGGAUCUUUGUCCAUUCUUGGUGGAGAAGCCACAGAACCUCCUGCCUGCCCUUUAGAACCUGCAAGCUCCUGCUGCUUCUGAGCCAAGAGCAGGAAUGGCUCUAUCCGUUGGAACUGGGCUCAGGCCUCCCCUGCCUCUGCAGGAACUCUGUGGCCUGCACGCACUGGACGUACAUACCUCAGAGGGAGGACCUUUGUUCCAAGGGUUGCACCUGCCCUGAAGGUGGGCUACAGGGCGAGGAGAAAAUGACCCGCUUAGCUUGUGGGGUGUUAGAAUUUAGGGAGAUACUCGCUCCAUGGGUGUCCUGACCUUCUCCCCGGAAAGAGGUGGUCAGCACCCUGCCCAGGGAGGAGGGGACCUGCAAAACUCAAAUCUAGGGAACUGUUUCCUCCCCGUCCUCCACUCCAUAGAGAAUAAGGACGUUGUCUUACUGUCUUCAACCUAUUUUUUUUCUUUUUGCCUUUUUAUGGUGUGUGUGUGUCUCAUCUCUAUCCAGUAGGCCAGGUAACAGAGUGGGGAAAUUCUCAGAGAGCAGAGUUCUGGGUGACCAUCUCGAUUCAGCUCCUAACUCACCACGUGACACCGGACUACUUCAUCCCACCUAACUAAAGGAGCAGGGUAAACUAGUUGCACCUAACUAAACGAGCAGGGUAAACUAGUUGCACCCUGAGCCUUUUCCCACUCUGUCUCACACACCUUUAUUUUUCCUGACUUUUGCUUUCUGUGGAUCUUUUCCAUGUGAAGGUAUAGGAAGUGCCAGGACCUGUUUCAGUUUUUGAAUCCUGCAAGCACAUACCAAGACUGGCCUGAGAUUGCAUGAGCAACAUCACUCUAAAUAUAGAUAUAUUUUUUUUCAAAAAGCACCUUACCAACCAACUGCAAUGCUGUCGUGUUCCUUUUUACUCAGUCCCCUCUCUCCUCUCUUG